AUGAGCUCCGUUAACGCAAAUGGAGGAUAUACCAAACCACAAAAAUAUGUGCCAGGGCCAGGUGAUCCUGAACUUCCACCCCAACUAUCCGAAUUUAAAGAUAAAACAUCGGAUGAAAUCUUGAAAGAAAUGAACAGAAUGCCUUUUUUCAUGACCAAGUUGGAUGAAACAGACGGUGCAGGUGGUGAAAACGUGGAGUUAGAAGCUUUAAAGGCAUUAGCUUAUGAAGGCGAACCACACGAAAUCGCUGAAAAUUUCAAGAAGCAAGGUAACGAACUAUACAAAGCAAAAAGAUUCAAGGAUGCAAGGGAACUUUACUCAAAGGGCUUGGCUGUAGAAUGCGAAGAUAAAUCAAUAAAUGAGUCACUAUAUGCCAAUAGAGCGGCAUGUGAGUUAGAGCUGAAAAAUUACAGGAGGUGUAUCGAGGACUGCAGUAAAGCUCUAACUAUUAACCCCAAGAAUGUUAAGUGCUACUAUCGUACAAGCAAGGCUUUUUUCCAAUUAAACAAGUUGGAGGAGGCCAAAUCAGCCGCAACAUUUGCCAAUCAAAGGAUUGACCCAGAGAACAAAUCAAUUUUGAAUAUGUUAUCAGUGAUUGAUAGAAAAGAACAAGAAUUGAAAGCAAAAGAAGAAAAACAGCAAAGAGAAGCUCAGGAACGUGAAAACAAGAAAAUUAUGUUAGAGAGCGCAAUGACGCUGAGAAACAUAACUAACAUCAAAACUCACUCUCCAGUAGAGUUACUUAAUGAGGGUAAAAUAAGGCUAGAAGACCCAAUGGAUUUUGAAUCUCAAUUGAUCUAUCCCGCAUUAAUUAUGUACCCCACGCAAGAUGAAUUUGAUUUUGUAGGUGAAGUAAGUGAGUUAACUACUGUGCAAGAACUUGUUGACCUAGUUUUGGAAGGGCCGCAAGAACGCUUCAAAAAAGAAGGUAAGGAAAACUUCACACCAAAGAAAGUGUUGGUGUUCAUGGAAACAAAGGCAGGUGGUUUGAUUAAAGCUGGUAAGAAACUGACAUUUCACGAUAUCUUGAAGAAAGAGUCGCCAGAUGUACCAUUGUUCGAUAACGCUUUGAAAAUAUAUAUUGUGCCAAAGGUAGAAAGUGAAGGGUGGAUUUCCAAGUGGGAUAAGCAAAAAGCCUUAGAAAGAAGAUCUGUGUGA
Molecule: messenger RNA, 1158 nt
Organism: Saccharomyces cerevisiae S288C
Lineage: Eukaryota; Fungi; Ascomycota; Saccharomycetes; Saccharomycetales; Saccharomycetaceae
Gene: CNS1
Product: HSP70/90 family co-chaperone CNS1
Exons: 1
Coding region: 1-1158 (385 amino acids)
Cellular component (GO): cytoplasm
Molecular function (GO): Hsp90 protein binding
Source: RefSeq, marked reviewed